This is a messenger RNA of Amyelois transitella, 8672 nucleotides long. It is a transcript of the gene cno, whose product is annotated as afadin. The record is from RefSeq and is a predicted model, not a curated record. Gene Ontology annotation, biological process: signal transduction. Gene Ontology annotation, molecular function: protein binding. NCBI's taxonomy places the organism in Eukaryota, Metazoa, Arthropoda, Insecta, Lepidoptera, Pyralidae.
GCUCGGCACGCUUCCACGCUUGCGUAGCGAACUUCGCUUUUACGUUUGGAUUUUGAAGCACUUGUUUUGAGAUUUGUGGAAUAGUUUGUAUUUUGAAUGCGUCAUUUGUGUGUAUUUUGUGCAUUUUUGAAUUAUUUCGCGUAAAAUCAUUUGUACAGUGAAUCAAAUAACGAUUAAUUAUAUGACGACACCUGUUUCAUGCCUCAUUUUAACUUUGUUAGACUUUGAAAUGUGAUAACGUUGGUGCCUUUCAAGUUUUGUGGAACGUCAAAGUUUACAAAGUGAUAGUUUUGUUGUUCAUUUGGAUUUAAUAUGUGUGAUUACGUUAUUUUUGUGAUCAUAACGAUAACUUGAGCACGUUUGGAGUACGAUAGAAUGACGUAGUUCUGCUGCCGGAGAAACUACAAAGUGCAUUGUUCAACGCGGACUUGAUGAGGUGACAAGAUGGACGCGGCGGACAAGCGCAUGCUGGAGCGCGAGGCGCUCCGCAACAUGAUACAGCAGUGGAACGCCAACCGGCUUGACCUGUUCGAGCUGAGCGAGCCCAACGAGAAUUUGGAGUUCCACGGCGUGAUGCGUUUCUACUUCCAAGACUCUGGACAGAAGAUAGCCACAAAGUGCAUCCGAGUGGCGUCCGAUGCCACCGUCAGCGAUGUCAUAGAAACGCUGAUCGAGAAAUUCCGCCCGGACAUGCGCAUGCUGUCUUUGGGCUCCUACUCCUUGUGGGAGACGCACGGGCCGGAUGACGAGAGGAAACUGGAGCCCCACGAGAAACCACUACUGGUGCAGCUCAACUGGCACGCGGACGACAGGGAGGGGAGGUUCCUGCUUAAGUGUCUCACCAACAAUGAGGCACCUGCGCCGGCGGCGAACGAGAAGGGCGAUCAGAAUUUCAAGCGGAAACUGUCCAAGCGGGAGAAGAAAGAGCUGAAGAAGAAGGAGAAACUGUCCAGACUGAAAUCUGAUACCAACGAUGAGAAUCGACCGGUCGCUGAGAAACUUUACACAGAAUUACCAGAGACGUCGUUCACACGCAGCAUCAGCAACCCCGAGGCGGUGAUGCGCCGGCGCAGGCAGCAGAAGUUGGAGCGGAAGCUGCAGCAGUUCCGGUCGAAAGAUGGCGGCCCCGACACUGGCGGCACGCUGAAGAUCUACGGGUCGUCGCUGUGCGCGGACGUGCCGUACAAGACGCUGCUGGUGUCGGUGCGCGACAGCGCGGCGGGCGUGCUGCGCGAGAUGCUGGACAAGUACGGGCUGGCCCGCCACGACCCGCGCCACUACUGCAUCGUGCAGGUGGACACGACAGACAACUCUGAAUACAUACUGGAGGACGACGAGUGCCCACUGGCGAUCGUCAUGACUCAUCAUCAUCGAGGCUCCAUCAUGUUCCACGUGCGGCGGCGGCCGGCGGACUCUCAGCCGCGGCGGCGGAAGAAGAAGGCCGGCUCCAGCGUGUCUAGCGGAGGCCGACCAGGGAACGACCCAGCUCUCAUUGAGGUCGCCCCCGACGGCUCGACCGUGGAGAAUGGCCGACGACUACGCAUUACAGAUGUCGUCGAGGUGGGUUCAGGCAACGGGACAGCCCUCCAACUGUACGGGCCUUCGAUCCAGCCGCGGCACUGCGUGGUGGCGCCCGCCGAGGGCGGAGGCUACUCCGUCACCCCGCUACACACAGACGCCCAUGUCUACGUCAACGGGAGGAGAAUCGUGCACUCGCAGCGGUUGCAGCACGGCUGCCUGGUGAAAUUCGGACGGGUAUCAACAUUCCGCUUCGUAGAUCCUGCGCAGGAGACGCUUCUCAACAGGAACCUGUCGCAGUCACAGCAUUUCGGAUCAGGAUCCAUUUAUGACAGAUCGCCGACCGGCGAGAGCGGCGCCAUGUCUCCCAACUCUAUGACGUCACACCAGCCCGACCUCGUCGACUCGAACGCCAACACGACCAACGACACAGACUACAACAGAACCAUGAGUCCUGUAUCGCACGAUGCCUACUACAAUCAGAACGACGCGCCGUAUAACAACAACACGUUGAAACUGGACAACGAAUCGCUGAUGAUGUCGCAGCAUCUGAACGACACGAAAGAGGAUUACCGCGACGAGCAGUCGAUGUAUAGCGAACAGGAGCUGGUGAACAACAGGACCGGCUCGCAGUACAAGGACAACUACGAGACCACGUUCGAUCUGGAGGGCAAUGUGGAGACGAAGAGUAUAUGCAGCGCGAAGAGCGGUGGAUCUGGUCACGAUAACAGGAUGGGCGCAAACAGCAUCUCAUCAGCUCGCCCCGGGGCCGAGGCCAUCUUGCCCGCCGUCCUCGAGUUCCCCGAGGCCGGUCAAGCCCAGUUCUUGGCGCACGUCAUAACUCGACUGGACCCGCAUGCGCCGGCAUUCAAACUAGCACCAGUCUACACACUGUACUUGUGCGCCAGAUAUCGAGCCUCAACGCAUUACCGACCCGAGUUGACGCCUACCGAGCGAGCGCACAAAUUGACUGCGUUACUCCAUCACAUCGCCACGCUGAUACACACUACGGUCCAGGAGCGAUGCUCCGACUCAGCUGCGCAAGCGUUCUGGAUGGCGAACGCGAGUGAAUUGUUACACUUUCUCAAAUGCGACAGACACAUCUCGUCCUUUUCCACUCAGGCGCAGGAUUUACUGCCAACCACUGUGCAGAACGCAUUUAGCAACCUAGUAACGUGCUUCCAAGAAGAGCUAUCGCGUGCUCUGUCCACCCUCACCAACCCGGCUGUAGCUGACGCGAACGAAGCCACCGGCCCCACGGUGCAAGUGUUGGCGUCCGCCAUGGUAUUGCUCAGGCGGUGCCGAGUCAACGCAGCGCUCACCAUACAGCUGUUCUCCCAUCUGUUCCAUUACAUCAACGCUGUCUGCUUCAACAAGCUGGUGAGGGAUCCGACAACAGUAAGCGCCCGCUGGGGCGCGGCACUGGCGGCGCGGCUGGCGCUGCUGGCGGCCUGGGCCGAGCGCCAGGGGCUCGAGCUGGCGGCCGACUGCCACCUGGCCAGGACGCACCAGGCCGGUGAGUGACACUCUCCUGUCUGUAGCUGGGAGGCGCUGCUGGCGGCCUGGGCCGAGCGCCAGGGGCUCGAGCUGGCGGCCGACUGCCACCUGGCCAGGACGCACCAGGCCGGUGAGUGACACUCUCCUGUCUGUAGCUGGGAGGCGCUGCUGGCGGCCUGGGCCGAGCGCCAGGGGCUCGAGCUGGCGGCCGACUGCCACCUGGCCAGGACGCACCAGGCCGGUGAGUGACACUCUCCUGUCUGUAGCUGGGAGGCGCUGCUGGCGGCCUGGGCCGAGCGCCAGGGGCUCGAGCUGGCGGCCGACUGCCACCUGGCCAGGACGCACCAGGCCGGUGAGUGACACUCUCCUGUCUGUAGCUGGAGGGAGGCGCUGCUGGCGGCCUGGGCCGAGCGCCAGGGGCUCGAGCUGGCGGCCGACUGCCACCUGGCCAGGACGCACCAGGCCGCUCGUCUAAUCCAAGGCACGUACCGCACCCCGGCCGAGGUGCGAGCCGCCCUGUCCUCGUGCUUCAAGCUGAACUCGCUGCAGGUGUACGCCCUGCUGUCGCCCCUGGCUUCGCCUGAGGUGGUGGAGGCCGGGGUGGCGCACGCGAGGAAGUUGGCCGAUGAACUGUGCCGGGCCAUCUCUAGAGAUAUCAGCCUGGAGGAGAGCCCGCGGCUGGGCGCGGCGCUGCUGGUGCCGGGCGACGGGUUCAGCGCGGAGGUGGUGCGCGGCGUGCCGCCCGGGCUGGCGGAGUUCGUGGCGCCGCUGCAGCGCGGCGGGCUGUGCCGGCUGGCGCUGCAGCCGCUGGCGGCCGGCGCCUGGACCGUGUACCUGGCGGGCUACGGGGCGCCGCGCCGCCCGCCCGACUGCACGCUGCAGGUCAUCCAGCUGCACAAGAACUCCAACGGGAUGGGGCUGAGCAUCGUUGCCGCUAAGGGCGCGGGUCAAAGUAAGCUGGGCAUCUACAUAAAGUCCGUGGUGCCGGGGGGCGCCGCCGCCCUGGACGGGCGGCUCGCGGCCGGGGACCAACUGCUGUCCGUCGACGGACAGUCGCUCCGGGGAAUCACGCAGGAGAAGGCCGCCGAGUACCUAGUUCGCACGGGCCCCACGGUGACUUUGGAGAUCGCUAAACAAGGCGCCGUGCUCCACGGCCUCGCCACGCUGUUACACCAGCCCGCCUACGAUCAGAAACAAGCCCCCGGAGCCGCUGCCGGUCCCGGCACGCCCUCGGGAGCCCUGCGCAGGGCUUCGGAGCGAGACCUCCCCUCCAGACUGGCCGCCGAGCCCGUGAAGCCCAGCAAGAGCACCCCCGCCCUGCACCACGUGGCCCAGGUGCCGCACCACCAUCUCAACAGUGCGACCCUAAGCCCAACUCCGUCCGCGGCGACCGUGGGCCCAGCAGUGGGCAGCGUGGGCAACGUGGCCGCCAGCUCGCAAGCCCACGCGUGGGCCGGCAAGUCAAGGAGCAGUCACAAUCUAGCCCACGAUGGAUUCUAUCAGAAUUUACCCAGCCAUGAGAACCACGCUUUGCAAGACAGAUGGUCGUCGCUGCGCAGUUCCAACGGCAGCAACCGGCCGCAGUCCGCGCACUACCACGCGGCCGACCACCAGCCGGACUCGCCGCAUCAUCACCAGCAGAGCAACCCAGCGCUGAACGCGAGCGCGAUGAGCGCGCGCGCAGCCAAGCUGGCCGAGAUGGCGGACGAGGCGGCGCGCCGGCCGCCGCAGCAGCAGCACCAGCCCGCGCUGCAGAAACCGGCGCUCCAGCCGCACCACCAGGGUCCGAUGAGUCCGACGCAGAUGCAGAUGCACAACCAACACUAUGCCUCCCAGCAGGGCCCCGCGUCGCCCCCGGGCCCCAUGUCCCCGGGCCCGCUGUCCCCGGGCCCCGCGCAGGCGGUCCCCAGCGCGGCGAUGCCGUUAUAUCACAAUCACAUACAACCACCACCACAAAGGUACGAAUGGCAUACGGCUGGACCGCCGUCGCCUCAGCGGUCACAGCCACCCGUAGCUCCUAAACCACAGAAUAUGAGACGGUCCGACGCUGAAAUGGACGAGCGGGAAUUAGAACACAUGCAUCAAAGUCAGAUGAAUCAUAUGCACCAAGCGCAGGUGAACAAUAUGCAACAGGAGCAGAUGAAUAGCAUGCAACAGGCGCAGAUGAACAGUAUGCAACAGGCUCAGUUGAACAGUAUGCAACAGGCUCAGUUGAACAGUAUGCAACAGGCUCAGUUGAAUAGUAUGCAACAGGCUCAGUUCAACAGUAUGCAACAGGCACAGAUAAAUAAUAUGCAGCAAACGCAAGUGAACAAUAUGCAACAAGGGCAGAUGAACAAUUCGAUGAUGAACAGCUCGGAACCGGAUGAUGAGCGGUACGUGGCGAGCGCGCUGGAGCCCCCGGCGGUGUGCGUGUACCCGGCGGGGGGCGCGGGCGGCGGGGGCGGAGCCCGAGCGCAGCCCGCGCGGAACCCCUGGCAGCGCGAGGAGCGCGAGCGGCUGCUGGAGGCCCGCCGCCAGGCCAACAGGAACCGCAGAGACGCAACGAUAGCCCAGCUGCUGUCACUAGGCGCGGCUCGCACCCCCGUCCAGAACCAGCAGCUGCGAGCUUUACAGCUGGAGAGGGAGUUCGAGAGGAGAGCCACGCAACAGGAUCAGGAGGACAACCCAGCGGAGGAGAGGAGCGGGGCGCCGUCGCCGCCGCCCGCCGCGCCCGCGCCGCCGCCCAAGUCCAUACUCAAGGUCAACAGGCAGGAGAACGGAUAUCCGCCUGAGAUGCCGAGCGGGCCGUCGCCGGAGGAGCUGUCGGAGCUGGUGGCGGGCGUGCAGCUGGCGGGCGCGCCGCCGCCGCCCAGCCGCGGCUCCUCGUUCGCCGUGAUGGCGGCGCGGGCGCUGUCCCCCCCGCACGAGCCCGUCGCCGCGCCCGCGCACCAGCCGCAGUCGCCCGUGCGCGACAAGCGCGUGUCGUUCCACGAGCGCGCGGCUCCCCCCUCGGCCGCGGCGCCCCCCGCCCCCCCGGCGCCCCCCGCGCCCCCCGCCAGCUCCCCGCCGCCGCUGGAGCCCGAGCGCGGGGAGGAGCCCCACACGCUGGACCACGCGCCCGGGCAGAGGGAGGACCCCGACCGCUUCAUCGAAGAAGCGGAGUCGAUGUUGUCGUCCCCCACGUCGCCGCACGCGCCGCACGCUGCGCACGCGCACACGCCCGGCGUCAUCGGCGCGCAGGAGGUGUACAGAGACCCGCGCGCGCGCCGCCUGGCGGAGCAGCGCGCGCGCGCGGGCAGCCCGCCCGUCCCGGAGCAGCUCUCCUUCAAGGAGAAGAUGAAGAUGUUCGCGCUCGAGUCCGGGGAGGCCUCCACGCCCAAGGACAAGGUGAAGAUAUCUCGCGCGCAACGAGACAUCGACGCCGUACACUGACGCCGCCACACCGAGCUGACGAAACCUAGAAUAUCGUAAGAGAUGAUGCAUCUCACACAUUGUAAUAUAUCGACGUUAAUUGCAGUAUUACCACACGUUAGGGGUACGAGUUCUCAUGUAUAAUUUGUAUAAAAAUGCAUUUAUCAAGAUGAGACCGGCAUGAAUUUCUAAGUAAAAUAUAUAAAGUCACAAUUUUACAUAAUUAUUGACGUGACCAAUCUCCAUUUAUUAGUACCAGUAGUAAGUAAAAAUCAAUUGCAGUGUCCCACAUACAAAAGUAUUACCUCUGGUAACCCCGUAGCAUAAAUGUCAUAGCAUAUUUUCUCAAGUUAUUUUUUAAUUUAUUCCUUAAGUUAACACAUGAGAUAAAGUGAAAGACAUUAUCAAUGUUUGUGAGUAUGCAUAUACACAAGCAUUUAAUUGUGUAACUAUAGCGUACUAUCUGGGAGCCCGGCGUCUAUGAUCCAGGUGUUAAUGCAGGGGAACCUGGUCUAGCCGGUCUCGGAUUCAUUGCCCCAUAAUGUCCUUCACCGUUGGUGAUUCGCUUUUGUAUGUGGCCACUUGUUACUAAAUUCAAAUUAUAUGGAUAUUUAGAUUAUGGUAUUAUAGAAUCAAUACUGUUAAGAGAUAUAACGUACCUUUCGAUUUAUUUAUCGAUUAAUUUACAAUUAUUCAUGCGAGCCAAUGAUUCCAUCCGCAACGGAAAAUCGGCAGCUGAAAAUGAGCUUGUUUUGUAUUCGUGAGAACAUUUGCCUUCGUCGGUACUUAGCACCAAUUUUACACGUCAAUCGUAGCUAUAAGACAUUCAUUCGAACGAAUAUAUUUUUAUGAUGAACGAUUUUAAUCGAUGUUUACUAUUCGCCUUAGCAGCUAGUGCAAUGGUUUUAUUGUGACAACACAAGUAACGCGGCCAGAUAUAUAUUAUUAUUUGGUUAUAUUCCAAAUUAUAAAAUAUAUUCGUAUCCGGACGAGCGUGGCACGUUAAAAUCUAUGAGUAUUUAUUUUCUAAAUUUAUGUACGUGCCAUUAUUAUAUGAUAUUUGUCUAUAUCGUUUUAUUAUUCUAUUAGAUUUUUAAUCCUAGAGGACCAAUAUGUAUGUCGGCGGGUGCCUUUGCGUGGACCUAAGUAAUAAAUGUUACAUAUCGCUCGGACCUUUCAUUAUACCUAUAAGCUUCGUUACAUUCCAAAGAAUAUUUCUUUAUUCGAGUUCUAUAUUUAGCAUUCCUAUACUCUUGAAGCAUGUUAUGUGUGAAACACAUCUAUUAUACGAUCGUUCUAUUUCAAUCGCUCUAACUUUACAUCAAACAGAAAGCAAUAAAGCAUUGUGACGCCUUCGUUGUAUAUAAAUAUAAUUAUAAAUGUUAUAAGCACAUGUUUGUGCCAAAUGUUUGUGGCAAAACGUCGGGAGUUCAUUCUUCUUAAUGACAUUACACAAUUUAAUGGUCACAAUAUUCAUUGACAAUCUGCACUCUGCGAUGAUAUGCAUUAUAUGUGGUGUUUUGGAGUCUUUUCACACCAAUAUGUGAAGAAAAUAAAACUCAUUUUUAAUGAGGUACCAGAAAAAUGCUUAUUAUUUAUUACAUUCAGCGCAUGAUGCAUUUGCAAGUAAUAUACGCUGACCUAACUAUAUUGAAUGAAAGUUUGUCAUUUCUUUUCCAUAUCGAUGAAGAAUAAUGGCAUCAUCAAUUAGUUCAUCAAUACCUAGAAAAUAUAUUAUCAAAUAAGUUAAUUUUUUUACAUUUUAUUAUUAUCGUUCCGUUGUUAACCAACAAACAGCGUGGUACAGGCGUGACAUGCAGAGUGGAGGUUCGUCAAUAUUUUUAGUUACGACCUAGUUGAAGAUCAUGUGGCACCAAUUUAUUGUAUAUAAUGUAGGUAGUGGAAUCCUUAUCGGUAAAUUAAGGUUUUUGUAUACCUGUUUGUAUAUGUAAAUGUUUAUUUAAAGAUUAUAUCGAGUUGACAGACGUUACGGAAAGUGGCCUAUUUGAACAUAGACUUAGUUUAGUUCCUGGGAAUGAUUUCGAGUUAUCCCAGUAUUCACCCAACGAUAGUCAAUUAGCAAAAGAAUGAGAUUUAUUUGUAGAGGAGUAUUAGUAUUUUAUUGCUUAGUAAGCUACACGACUCCAACUUAUGAAUACUUAAAUAAUAUAAUUGAUAUAGUUAUACACGAAUUACUUGUAUCGUUAUUAACAUUAAUUAUUGUACUUCAUUUCCUUACAAAAAUAAUAAAGUAACAUUUUAAA